AUGGAGGACCAAAGCGCUUCAUCAACUGUUGAUGAAGAGACUCCUACAACCAGUGGACCAGCGAACCAGGGAAAUGGAGAUCAAUCGUCUGAGCUUAUAAUCCAGGAAAAUGACGAGCUCCUGUCGUUGAUAAUCAGCGACAGUGAAGGCGACGAACAGGAAGUUCCAACUGAUUCAACUAACAGCAAACGUAAAGGUGCUGAAAAUGCUGAUGCCGAUAUUACUGGAAUAGCUCUCCUAGAUGCCACUCCCGAGGCUGUUUCUGAAAAAAACGUGGGAGAUACGAAGCAAGAUGAUAAACAGGCGAAGGAACGCUCCAGCGAAGAAGGUGAUGUUGGUGCUGCUGAAAAGCUUGAACAGGCAGAAAAUGAUAAUAUCGACCUGACCGAAUCAUCUAGUCCGGAGGGGUCUUUUACCUGCAAUCGUGGUGUAAACAAGGGUCCAGCGAACCAAUUGAGCCCUGUCAGAAAUGAUGGGAAAAAAAGUGUGGCACGAGCAACUAACGUUAAUACGACGGCCGAAGAACUUUUUAACUCACUGUUGGGUGAGCGCUCUAGUGCUGCGAUAACGGAGACCACCGUUCACGCAGAGCGCAGUGAUAUGAUAAAAUUUAGCGACGAAGUGGACAAAGAUUCUUCAAAGAUUGCAGCAGAAAACAAACAAAAAGCAGUCGAUCGCAGCGUUGAGGUUCGUCCUUCCGUAGAGCAAACGGAGAUCGCUCAACAAACAGAAAUGGCUACCGAAGCAGGUGAAGCAGCUGGCUCCAAACGAUUACCUGAAAAAAUAGACAAUGUAUCAGGUGUAACUGAAACGGCCGAUGCAAAUUGUGGGGAAGUAAAAAUCCCCGAUGAAGACGCCGAUGGAAUUGCGUCACAAAAAAAGGAUGGAAGUACUGUUCCUACUGCGUUACACGAGAAGCGCUUAUUGCGGGAGACAGAGGAAGAUGUAACGGACGAUCUUGCAAAACGAGCAUUCGACGCGAACAAGAAGGACGGUUUAGCUGUUGAUGAGGCUCAGGCUACACAAAGCGACGAACACCAAGUGCCAAUCGUUAGCACUUCUGAUGAUAUCGACGAACCACCGAGAAAAAAGCAGAAACCUUCGGAAGUGAUCUCGACUGGUGACGAUCUAGCUAUUGUGUUAUCAGAGAGUGUACAAGAAACAAGUAACGAUCGAGAGCAUACCUCGGGUGUCGCAUUUGUGGCUAAUUCAUGCGAAUCGAUAAGUACGAAUGGCCAAAUCAAACGUAGAGGUUCAUUACUAAGCGAGAUCGAAGCCGACAAAACAGUCGAGGCAAAUAGAAGCAGUUCUGCACUUAGUUCGGCAGAAAUGUUACCCAAAAAAUCAGCGGCCCUGGAAGUGUUGGUGAUUGAUGAUGAUGAUGAAGAAGAUAUUUCGAACCCUAGAGCAACGGAAGCAGUAAACGAUACCAAGAAAUUGGAGGACAGUGGCAAGCGAGAUGUACACACAAGCGGGGUCGGAAAUACCGACAAUAUAUCUUCUGCAAAGAGAGCGAAGAUGGCUGAAUGUGGCACAUUGAGCGACGAGGAGAAGAGUCUUCCUGGCGUCAACCCAGACACGAAAAACGAAGACGAUAAAACUAAAAAACGAACGGAACCGACUGUGUUACGAAUGGAUUUUCUAAGAAGAUUCGCACGACCUUUGACAACCAUGACUCAAUCUGAUCUUGAGGUACUAAUCAUGCAGAAGAUUACCGAGGCGAUCGUAAACCGGGAAGAGAUGGCCGAGAUGCGCCAGCUGCUUGCGAAGCAGGAUGCAAUGUUGACCGCGUACCGGCAACGAAUUACAGAUUUGUCCAAGAGGUUGAGCGAUAUUACGAUGAUACAAACUCGAGUGUUGAGCGAAUUGGACAAACGCUCGAGCCGUCAGGUACUGCCACUUAAGAUAACGCGGAACGUCGGACUUCAGAUAUAUUUGCCGAGAAUCUCCUACAAUGAAGUGGAAGACCAUCCGUUGCACUCCGUAGCAGGGAGCACUUCACCAAUAAUGGGUCCGAAAGAGUGCUUGCCGAAUAGUGCCAAGAACGUGUCUUCAACGACCGCGAACUGUGGUUCACAGACACCACAAACAAAUGCAGCAAAACCCUUGACAGCCGCUCAUCAAACCGUCGCUAACGUGAACAAGCAUUCCGGUACUAACACCGCGCGACCGCCACAAUCGGUGACCGUAGCACGAAAUUCUAUGGUUAGUUCCAACGGUGCAUUGCUUUCGAAUGGUGCAACCAACAAACAAACAGCGCUGGCUCCUGCGAGUUGCGACCGUCGUUCUACAAACACACCCAAUCCGAAAACCACCGAAUCCUCAACAUCAUCCAGCAAUAGCAGUGUAAUGAACGGCAACAAUGUAGCUAGGAACGCAUCGAACAGCAACCAUGGCGGAAAUCGAAAGUCCUGUCACAAAUUCACCCCAAUGAGGGCUCCAAUGUCCGCCCAGCAACAGGCACAGCACCAAAGACAUGCUCGUGAACAGCAGGAGUACAUGGUACAGCAGCAAAUCAAGAGCCAACAAGCACAACGACAGCUGCAGACACUUAACACAGGUAAAACUGACCAGCCAACGGGCAAUGCGGUGCGUAAAAGUACGUCAGCUGACUCGGUACACAUCCCCAGACCGGUACCGGGCAGUACUCGACGAGAGUCAGGACCAUCAUCGACUACAGCACGACCUACCAACUCUUCUCUGAUCGAUUUGACGGACGAAGACGAUAUUCCACGAAAGUCGACCAGCACUACUGCCAGACCAACACUCCGGAUGCAUGCGAAUGUUACGACGCGAUCGUCGCCCAACGUCGUCACUUCGAGCACCAAUGGUCAGCUGACACGAGUAUCUGAGCAAGCAAACCAGCAACGAUCACAGGGAAGCGAAAAGCAUGUACUAAACGGUCAGAUACGUUCGAGUUUGAGCCAAAAACCAACUACAACAAGUGCCAAAACGACAAUGGUUGCAAAAGUUGUACCAUUAGUAGUUAGCGGAAGACGUCCAUUAUCGAGACAUCCGCCACCGUUACCGGUGCCACUAUCGGCGGCUGAGACACAAACACCCAAUCCAGCGUGGGGGCUACCGCCACCACAGCCAGCGAUACGAAUUAUAAACAUCGAAAGCGGCAUUGUUAUUUCUUGGGGAAUGGACGACCUCACAUCCCUUAAUGCUAACAUCGAAACGUACCAAAUCUACGCAUACCAGGAAACGUCCGAAACGCCAACACCGGAAUCAUGGCGCCACGUUGGUAACGUUGAUGCACUCAAUCUGCCGAUGGCCGUGACGUUAACACACUUCCAGGAAGGGCAGCGUUACCAUUUCGCGGUACGCGCGAUCGACGUACAUAAACGUGUAGGACAAUUCAGUGAACCGCGUACCUGGAGUGAUCGCCAGAAUUAAACGCUUUUACUCCGACACUUUGCGCUACAAUGGUAUCAAGCCACAUUUUACCACAGAUCGCUUCUACACUCCACCACAGAUUUGGUUUCUGGAGAGACAUGUGGCGAGAGCAAUGCAUUUCGACAGUGCUUGUUCCCUUCAGUAGCAUACAGCAACUGUAGUCUAAUUCAUAGAAACUUUAAUCUAACAUUGUAUG
Messenger RNA from Anopheles cruzii, 3595 nucleotides. RefSeq names its product activating transcription factor 7-interacting protein 1 (gene wde). Gene Ontology annotation, molecular function: protein binding; transcription coregulator activity. NCBI's taxonomy places the organism in Eukaryota, Metazoa, Arthropoda, Insecta, Diptera, Culicidae. The transcript has 3 exons. The record is from RefSeq and is a predicted model, not a curated record. The coding region runs from base 1 to 3399 and encodes 1132 amino acids. Gene Ontology annotation, cellular component: transcription regulator complex; nucleus. Gene Ontology annotation, biological process: regulation of DNA-templated transcription.